Molecule: messenger RNA, 1122 nt
Organism: Prorocentrum cordatum
Lineage: Eukaryota; Dinophyceae; Prorocentrales; Prorocentraceae
Source: the annotation of a GenBank genome assembly
AUGUAUAGUGGCCAGGACUUCGGCGUCCAUGGGGCGGCCUACGGCCAGGGCAUGCCCGCGGGGCAGCAGAUGAUGGUGCAGCAGCAGCCAGAGCAGCCCGUAAGGAAGCAGGAGACGGGGAAGAAGGGCGCGCUGCCCUGGCAAACGGAGGCCGAACGCAAGGCGGAGAGGGCCGAGAUGCGCACGAUCAUGAGGACCCAGAAGGAGAAGCAGGACUUCAUCGAUCGAGAGAGCACCAUCAAGUGGCUCUGCUCGCUGGGCACCCUGAACGCCUUCCUGCUGCUCGUCCCGCUGUUCGGGAACUCCUGGCAGCGCAAGGCGUUCAUCGGCCUGGGGGUCAAGAUGCUCCAGGUCAGGAUUUCGAUGUUCUACAUCGAGGUGCAUGUCCAGUGCGGGAAGAACUGGCUCGAGGACAAGUUCUGCAAUGGGUUCGUGAUGAAGAUGAAGGGCACGCACAACCUGCAGGAUGCCACCCACAUGGCAUGCGCGACGAACAGCGUCCUGCCCGGGCACGCGUGCUCGAUCAUGAGCAGGUGCUUCCACUGCAACCUCGGGACCUUCGGGGCCUUCGUGCUGGCGAUCGUCUGCAGCCUCUGCGGCGUCAUGUUCCUCUCCCACUACUGGUACUCGAAGCCGAUCCCGAAGAUCAGGAACUGGGCGUGUUUCUUCUACGGCGCGUCGGCCGCCUUCGCAGUCGGCGGGCUGACGUUCUGGGCUUUCACCCGGCCCGAGAUCGAGCAGCUCCCGCGCGCCUGGACGGAGACCGCGGGCACGGCGACCUUCGACCUCUUCGCCAUCAAGCCGGCGCCGGGGCAACCCUUCGGCUGGUGCGCCAUCGCCGCGUGCAUCGUCGCGUUCUCCUACCUCGUGCAGUUCCUCCUCUGGCCGGCGUGGUUCGCCCCGCACGAGAAGGAGGAGGAGGCUGUGAUGAACGAGGUGAUGGCUCAGGAGCACCUCGAUCAGCGCAUCCUCGACAUGCAGAACAGCAUGCUGCCGGGCGGGGCUGCUCCGCAGCCCGGGUACGGCGCCGCUGGGUACGACCAGCAGCGCCAGCAGCAGCAGCAGCAGUGGUACGGCGGCGCUGGCCAGCAACCUGCGCCGGGGGCGGGGGGCUACAGAUGA